GAACCCGUCGGCGUUGGUUUGUUUAUGUGAAAAGUUUCGUAUUUUUCUGCAAAAGCUAUUUGUUUUGAGUGAGUUCGGGACGAUAAUUUUGUGUUUGAUGUGUAAAAUAUAAAUUCUUCAUUCUAGUUAAGCUUUACGCACCCGUCCCCGUGUGUAACAGCCGCCAUCAUGAUCGAUGAUCCGCAUUUCAUCGAUGCCAUGGUGCAUGAGCUCAAGUCUCAAGGUCUUUUCGAUCAGUUCCGGAAAGAGUGUUUGGCCGACGUGGACACGAAGCCCGCCUAUCAGAACCUGCGGCAGCGCGUGGAAGGGACGGUGAACAAGUUUCUCGGGCAGCAGGAAUGGUCCGACAACAUCCGGUACAAAAACCAGCUCCGAGAGCAGCUGCGUAAAAACAUUAUCGAAUCGGGCUUUUUGGACACCGGUGUGGAGCGAAUAGUGGAUCAGGUAGUGAACCCCAAAAUAGCUACCAUUUUCCAGCCAAAGGUGGAAGAGAUUGUGUACAACUAUCUCGGCAUCGAGAAGCCCAAAUCAUCCGUCAACGGGAAUGAGCAGACAGCGGCAAGGCCAGAAUCGUUGCUGGAAGACCUGGAAGCGGUGAGCCCGGACUCGGACAAAAAGUCCGAUGGAAGUCUCACACCAUCUCCACCACCACUGCCGCCUCAACCACCGCCGCCGGAAGAGCCGGAGGAGCAUGGGGUCGAGAAUAUGGACAUCGACGAGGAGGACGAUGCGCUGGACGAGUCGAAGGAGCAGGACGAUUUCGAAUCGCCCGCCUUCGAACCGCUCGAAAUGCGAUCGCCCAGCAAACCGAAGGAAGAUACGAACGAUUCCAACUCGUCCGUUAUCAGCGGGCUAACGUCGCAGGAGUCGGUAGAGAGCGACGAUAAGCCCGAACAUAAUCCGAUGGCCGACGCCGGGUCCGCCAAGCAAUCCACCAGUGUGCCUCCGAGCGAAGAGCAGGAAACGCCAACGACGAAAGAUUCCGAGUUCAGCCAGGAAGUGGCGCCCACAAAUGACUCGCAGCUGUCGCAGGUGUCCAGCAACAGUCAGCUGCUAACGGCGACGGCCGCAUCCUCCAGCGAGGAAGCUCAACCUCCAGAGGAGAACGAACGGCUGGACAUUACCGAGGAAGCGCAAAUGCCAACGCUGUUCAGCAGCUCCACCGACAAGCUUUCCAGCUCGAACGAAAGCGAACAGGAGGGGAAAGAAGCGGGUAAGAAGAUUACGUUCGAUUUCAAGAAGGAUGAGUACGAUUUCGUUGGCACUGAGCGUCCGUCAGCAAUGACCUUGGGUGAGGAAAGUAACGCCGAAGGUAAUCGCGAGCCAGAUCCAGAAGAAGACAGCAGCACCCCGACGGCUACGCCUACGGAAACACCAACAGAAACACCAACCAAGCCCAAAGACUCCGAAGAGCCGAACCUCACACUGCAGGAUGAGGAAACGUCGCAAUCGGAACAUUCGCUUAAAAUUUGCGAAGACUCGUUCAGUGACGACAAUACGAAAGAUUCCCAGUCCAAAGAUGCUCCCGCCUCGGUUCAGGAUAGUCCGUCGAAGAUGAAAGGACUUACCGACGCCAGCAGCUGCAGCGUGAAGAGCGAUGACGGUGGUAAAAAUGUUACUGCAACUCCGGCAGAUGAUAAGAAAGAUGAACAGGUUCCACCCGAACCGGAACCCGAAGCUGCGAGUGAUGAACAAAAGCCGGAAGAGAAGGAAAUGGAAGAAACAAAGGAGGAAAAAGUACAGGAAGAUACCGAACGGAAGGAUAAAAGUCCAAAAUCCGACAAAGACGACGACGAUCACUACCAAGAGCAUCGCAAGCAUGAACCGAACCGUCGAUCGAGCGAUCGUGAUUCGGAGGAUGGUAACGAUAAGCACGAUUCGGGCGGGUCAGCAGCACCAUCGGCGAACGGUACAGCAGAGAAGCCAAAUCCCUCCGCACAGGAAUCCAGUGAGAAAGCACCCGAGAAGGAAAAAUCCCCCGCAAAAGAGCCUACAGAUGGGAUCGACCCACUGAUGCUAAGCAAGGAGCGGGACCGACUUUGCGGCUCCGUCACACCGACCGGUGAAGGAGCGCCCAUGGAUUCAUCCUCCUCCGGCAUCCAGUCGGGCGACGAUUCGGAGAAGAGCCCUGAAACGCUCAAAUCGUACAGCAAGCCGGAAUCGAUCGUGCUCCCCGUGCAGCCAGUCGUAAUCGAUCAGAUGCUGACGAGCAUGGAGGACGACAAAAUCGAACGACUGCUCAACGGCGAAACACACACGAACGAUGCAACGCUCGAAUCGCUCAAGCGGCAAUGGCAGUCGACGGAGGGCAGGAUCCGAAAGCCCAAAUUUGCUUCCAACUUUUCCGAAGCGCGUCGGCUGAUGAAAGUGCGCAAGCAGAUGCAGCGCCAGGAGCAGAAAUGUCGCGAGCAGGCGCUAGCGAUGGCGAAAAAGUACAUCAGCGAAAGCAAAGCAUUCGGCGGCCGCUGUAUGGAGGAUCAGGGCAUUGAGCUGGAGUUUGUGUGCGACGGGACGCGUAAAUCGCCCGGGCCGACCAUUUCUUCCCCAAUUCCGAAGGCGGAACCGACGGGGGAGAGUGUGCAGGUGGGCGGAGGGAGCGAUGCGGAGCUACGGUACUUCCCCGAGGAGCAGGAAGUGUUCCAGCUCGACGAGAAGCGGCUCGACUUUCUGCGCUCCAAGACGGAGGGCGUCACGUUCGGUAAGAACUUUAAGGUGCAGCAUUACCGUACGAUCGUCUACUCGCUUACCGUGGCAACGCCAAAGGUAGCGAAACGAGCUGCCACGCCGGGUGCGGCGGGCAGUGGCAAGGCAAAGCGUACCGCGACCGUUAACGGGGUGGCGAAAAAGCUGGACCUUACGGUGGAAGACGAAAGCAAGCGGGCCGGUUUGGCGACGAUCCGCAAGCAACGAUCCAUCAGGAAUCGGUUGGUUGAGAAAAGCACACCACCGUCCGUCGGAACGGACGCAUAAGAAGGGCGUGUGUGUGUUUGUGUGGAUGUGCAUGUGUAGAGUAACUAUUAAAGGCGUAGUCAGACAAAGACAACAAUGUCCAGUUUCCAAGGGAGGGUUUUAUUAACUGUUAGGCUUUGAUUUGGAUGAUCAUUACGAGAGUAAAUAAAGAGUUAUAUUAGUUUUA
Messenger RNA from Anopheles coluzzii, 3136 nucleotides. Its product is annotated as cell surface glycoprotein 1-like. The record is from RefSeq and is a predicted model, not a curated record. The transcript has 4 exons. Bases 169 to 2970 code for a protein of 933 amino acids. Lineage: Eukaryota; Metazoa; Arthropoda; Insecta; Diptera; Culicidae.